Cornus florida is the source of this 919-nucleotide messenger RNA. RefSeq names its product serine/arginine-rich splicing factor SR45a-like. Gene Ontology annotation, biological process: positive regulation of mRNA splicing, via spliceosome. The transcript has 7 exons. Gene Ontology annotation, cellular component: spliceosomal complex. Gene Ontology annotation, molecular function: RNA binding. Lineage: Eukaryota; Viridiplantae; Streptophyta; Magnoliopsida; Cornales; Cornaceae. The coding region runs from base 134 to 757 and encodes 207 amino acids. The record is from RefSeq and is a predicted model, not a curated record.
UCACGAGAUACCGUGCAAUUUCUCAUCGCAUCCAAUUCGAGUCUAUAGUGCAUACAAUAUCACUCUCGCACUCUCCGUUAAUUUUGAAAUCGUUACCUAGGGCUUCUUACUACUCCAAUCAAAGGCAAAGUAGAUGACAUACUCAAGAGAAAGAAGGUCUGCUUCACCGAACAACUCCAGGUCACCUGGUAGGGGCCAUCGCUCAAGAUCAUUGUCAAGGUCUAGGAGGAGUCGUUCCAGGAGCCAAGAUUCCGUUGAUGUAGUUAAUCCUGGGAAUAAUCUUUAUGUAACGGGUUUAUCUACUAGGGUUUCUACCAGCGAUCUUGAGAAGUUCUUUAGCAGUGAAGGAAAGGUUCUUGAGUGCCAUCUAGUUUCAGAUCCUCACACUAAAGAAUCUCGUGGAUUUGGUUUUGUCACCAUGGAAACAAAUGAGGAUGCAGAACGUUGUAUUAAGUAUCUCCAUCGUUCUGUGCUGGAAGGUCGAUUAAUUUCUGUGGAAAAGGCAAAAAGGAAGCGUGGGAGGACACCUACUCCUGGAAGGUAUCAUGGUUUGAGAGAUAGACAAGGAAAUGUUCGGAGACGGUCUCGUAGUUACUCACCUCGUCGCCGAUAUGACAGAGAUCCCUAUUCAAGGGAUCGGCGAGGAAGAUCACGCUCCCCAUAUGGAAGGAGGACAGAGAGCCAUUCUGAUUCACAUAAGAGGCGCAGGGACCGUUCAUUAUCAGCUGAUGGUAGUGGCUACCGAAGAGCAUACUAAUUCAAUUGCGAGUCUGUAUCCCUAGUAUAUACAUGUUCACUAAAUUUAAUUGGUUUUUCCUUUCAAAGUGUGGGAUCCUUGUCACCUUCAUCCCCCAUUGCUAUUUGUAUCUCUAUUUAACUUGAAACCUAUAUUCUUAUGAGAUGCUUCUGUCUUCUGUUU